AUCCCACAUCAGCAGUCUCGGCACCGGAUGUCGGUAACUAAAAAGCCGAGUGGCGUCUUCUACAGGAAAUACCUUCCGCUGUGGAGAGCAUUUGUGAAGGGCUGCCAUUUUACCGACCUUACGCAGCACAAAUGAAUGAUGGGGGGCAAAGUGAUCCAGCUCACCUCUAAGUUUCACCAUGAAAACAUCCUGGGCUCCCUGCAUCAGCUCAGGCUGCAGGGCCAGCUCAGUGAUGUCACAGUCCAGGUGGACUACCAGGGAGGCGUGCAGGAGUUUCAGGCCCACCAGGUGAUGCUGGCAGCAUCCAGCGGCUACUUCAAGAAGAUCCUUCUCUCUCAGGACGCAGCCCGAGACAAAGUGCUGCUCUCGAACAUGCACUUCUGUGAUUUCUCAACGUUUCUGGAGUUUGUGUACACCGGUAAAGUCGAAGUCGCCAGAGAUAAGAUCGGUGAUGUUCAAGCAGCGGCACAGUUUUUGGACUGCGGGGAUCUGUCAGAGGUUUGUGGCGAAGCCAUGAGUGCUGGGAUCCUACGAAAACCUACAAAGAAAACGCUUGCGUCAGAAGUUGUCGGUAAUGAUGACUUACAUGUUGCCAAGAAAGAGAAGGGGACCAAAGGGAAGAAGCAGCAGCCUAAAAGCUUACCUCUGAAGCGACAGCUCUCUCCACAGAGCUCUGAGAAAGAAGUCAUUUCAAAGAGAUGCAAGACGAAGAACACAGUGGUGGAUAAAAAAAGACCAGGAAGAAAGCUAAAACUGAGCAUAGCUGGCCGUAAAGUCCUUCAGAGGCGUUUAAACACUAAAGGAGACGAUUUGAACAACGAAAACCAAGUGAGCAAUGAAGACACGGAGGAAUAUGAGGACAGUGCUGAAGCUGAGAAUCAGGCAGAGAAAGGAGACGAGUCAUUCGUGAGAAUGCCAGUCUCUGAUGUGGAUGAUUGGGAAGGUGAGGAGGAUGAGCAGAGUAAUGAUCCUGAAGACUCCUUGUUGUUAUCUUUAGAGGAAAAGGAGGAGAAGAAGGAGGAGGAGGAGGAAGAAGAAGAGGAGGAUGAGGAUGGACAGUCCAAAGAGACAUUAAAAAAAACAUAUAAGGCCCAGUUCCAGUGUAACAAGUGCCAACGCACCUUCCACUAUGAGAGGAGCUACAUGAAGCACAUUAGUACGUACCACGGAGUGAAAGCAGAUGUCAUCUAUCGCUGUGAGACCUGCUCGCAAACCUUCGCUAACCGCAGCAACCUAAAGAUCCACGAAAAGCACGUCCACAGUACCGAGAGGCUGUUCACCUGCGACUCCUGCACGAAGACGUUCAAACGGAAGAAGGAUGUUGUCCGCCAUCAUAGACAGGUACACGAACGUAACAAUCUGCGACAUGUCUGUCCUGAGUGCGGAAAGGCGCUCAGCUCCAAAACCGCACUGUUGUUGCAUGAGAGGACACACACAGGUGCAAAGCCUUAUGAGUGUACCGACUGUGGGGCCAGAUUUACCCAAAACUCUGCUCUCAAGAUGCACCGCAGGACUCACACAGGAGAGAAGCCAUUUGCAUGUGACAAGUGUGAAGCCCGGUUCACUCAGAAGCACAUGUUGGCCUAUCAUAAGCGGUCACACACAGGAGAGAAACCUUUCAUGUGUGAAGCCUGUGGGAAAAGCUUCGCAUCGAAAGAAUACUUGAGGCACCACUCAAACAUCCACACUGGGUCGAGGCCAUACAAGUGCGAACAAUGUGGUCGAGGCUUUGCUCAGAGGAAUUCUCUCCACCAGCAUUUAAAAAUACACACAGGUGAGCGUCCGUACAGCUGUAAAGACUGUGACAAGCAGUUCACCCAGCUCAAUGCCCUCCAGAGGCACCAGCGCAUUCACACAGGAGAGAAACCCUACAUGUGUGGUCUUUGUAGACGCACCUUUACGGACAAGUCCACCCUUCGCAGGCACACUAUGAUCCAUGACUCGGAUGCUCCCUGGAAAACCUACCUUGUGGUGCUGGAGGGAAAUGUGGAGGAUAAGAAACCCAAAACCCCAACCAAAGGAAAGACAGAAAAAGCAGGUGCGGGAGAGAAAAAGAGCACCAUGAGAAAAAGCGACACUGGUGCUGGUACUGCUGGCAGUCCCAGUAUAACCCACACAGACUCCACUGUGGUGCAGGCUGAGCAAGUCACAAUCCCUUCUGAAUGGACCACUCAUGGAGCCAUUGCUCUGGUCAGCCACGGCACCCUUGGUGGGAUCACUGUCAUCCACACUGAGGUGGCACCUGGGACCCAGAUCCAGCCCAUUGUGACCACUGACAGCACAGGGGCCAGUGUUAUUUCCUUAGAUGGAUCAGCCAUCCCUGUCCCGUUCUCUAUACCAGUAUCCAUGGCUCACCAGAUCCCCUUGUCCUCUGAAGCUUCCACCAUCUCUCUGUCCGUACCCACUCUCUCAGUUCCUGUUUCUGACGGCACGUUGGCGUCAGUCUCAGAGAUCCCAACUGUUUCUACGUCAUCUGUCCUGGAAGCUGCCGCUUCACAGACCAUUUUAGCUCCAGCCUCAGAAAUCAAAGCGACUUCAGAGACGGAUAUUUUGCCGCCUGAUAUUCAGACUGUAAUUGUCGAUGACAAGAUAUGUGGAAAAGAACAAACAGCUGAUGGACAGCAGAGGACAGCAGAUUACCCAUUAGCUGAAUCUACAGGGGUCCCAGCUGAAGAUACGGUGUAGAAAAUGCAUGUGAAUAUAUAAAUAAUUUUAUCUGGGUGCAAGGAAUUUAAAAUCUCAUUUAAAUGUUAUUUUAUUUGGCAUUAGCAGUGUCUGAAUGUGUGCUCUGACCAUAUGGUGUUUCGUUAUUAUCAUCUGAAAUCCAGUGUUUCAUUAACAGACUUGGAUGCAAUGUUCAGUGUUUGGUAUUUUUUGGAAUGUCAAGGCAUUCAUUAAAAAUCCCAACUUGUGCUUUGAGACAUAGACAUAAUUAAUUAAAUAUUGUACAACUCUUACAUAUAUAUAGGGUGAAUUGUGGCACAAGUCAUAUUGAAUACAAAUAAAAUGAAGGUGAUUGUUGAUUCAUUA
This is a messenger RNA of Larimichthys crocea (large yellow croaker), 3030 nucleotides long. It is a transcript of the gene gzf1, whose product is annotated as GDNF-inducible zinc finger protein 1. Gene Ontology annotation, biological process: regulation of transcription by RNA polymerase II. The coding region runs from base 136 to 2685 and encodes 849 amino acids. NCBI's taxonomy places the organism in Eukaryota, Metazoa, Chordata, Actinopteri, Sciaenidae. The record is from RefSeq and is a predicted model, not a curated record. The transcript has 8 exons. Gene Ontology annotation, molecular function: DNA-binding transcription repressor activity, RNA polymerase II-specific; protein binding; RNA polymerase II cis-regulatory region sequence-specific DNA binding. Gene Ontology annotation, cellular component: nucleoplasm.